AUGCUACCACCAGCUUCCCGACGUCUUGCAAUACUUCUGCUCUUGGCAUUCUGCAUUAUUUUAGUGCGUUCGUCCAUUAAACCGUACGAUGAAUUUGUUUGGUUUCUGGAAAUUCUUCCUGCCGUGCUCGGUGUCAUGGCGAUGAUCUUUGUUUCGCCGCGUUUUCAAUUUACGAAUCUUGUACAAUUGCUUGUCUUCAUUCAUUGUGUGAUUCUCUUGAUCGGUGCCCAUUACACAUAUGCUGAAGUUCCAUUUUUCAAUCGUCUUCGAGAUGUAUUUCAUAUGCAACGAAACAAUUACGAUAAGAUUGGCCACUUUGCACAAGGCUUUAUACCGGUGUUGAUCGUACGUGAAAUAUUAAUAAGACAAGCGAUCAUUCAAGCUCGUCCAUUGUUAUUAGCAUUUGUGUGCGUCUCGAUUACAUUGAGCUUUUCGGCUGAAUAUGAAUUAAUUGAAUGGGCAGUAGCAGAAGCAACAGGAGAAGCAGCAGACGCUUUUCUCGGUACUCAAGGUUAUAUAUGGGAUACCCAAAGUGAUAUGUUCUGUUGUUUGAUUGGCUCCAUCAUUUCCUUGAUUCUGUUCACAUCAUUACAUGACAAAUAUAUUAAACGUGUCGAAGACAAUGAAAAACAAAAGGAGUUGACCAAAGCCAAGACCACUUGA
Messenger RNA from Rotaria sp. Silwood2, 663 nucleotides. The record is from the annotation of a GenBank genome assembly. NCBI's taxonomy places the organism in Eukaryota, Metazoa, Rotifera, Eurotatoria, Philodinida, Philodinidae.